AUGUGCAGCUCCGAUAUUUUCCUGGCGGUUCUCGCCGUCUUCUUCCCACCUAUUGCAGUAUGGGUCAAGGCAGGCAUCUGUACCGCCGACUCAGUUAUCAACAUAGCCCUCUGUCUCCUGGGCUACCUCCCGGGCCUCAUCCACGCAUGGUACAUCAUCGUCAAAUAUCCAGAACAAGACCCUGAUGGGGCAAGCUACGAGCCCAUCCCUGGUGGCGCAAGCCAGCGCCGGGAUCUCGAGAACGGGAAUGUCACAUACUACUAUGUCUCACACCAGCCCCAUCAGCACCCCGCCCCGCGGUCAUAUGGUACUGUCGCCAAUGGGCAGCAGGCGUCUGCUCAGACGAGCUCGGCGACUAAGUCACACGAUCAGCAUGAAGGUGGUGAGCAAGGGGGUAGCAGCUCGCAGGCCCCGCCGACGUAUGCCGAGGCUGUCAAGGGUGAUAACAAGGUGCAGAGCGAUGAAUAG
This is a messenger RNA of Penicillium antarcticum, 468 nucleotides long. Its product is annotated as putative stress response RCI peptide. Bases 1 to 468 code for a protein of 155 amino acids. Gene Ontology annotation, biological process: endosome transport via multivesicular body sorting pathway. The transcript has 2 exons. Gene Ontology annotation, cellular component: fungal-type vacuole lumen; fungal-type vacuole membrane. Lineage: Eukaryota; Fungi; Ascomycota; Eurotiomycetes; Eurotiales; Aspergillaceae. Gene Ontology annotation, molecular function: ubiquitin protein ligase binding. The record is from RefSeq and is a predicted model, not a curated record.